AUGGCCAAAGGUCUUGGGCCUCCGCCUAGUCGCGAUUUGCCUGGUAAUAAACAGCGACAAUAUACGGGCGAGACAAAGGACAUACGGGACAAAAGCCAACGAUCGCGAGGCCUUGGCGAUGACGUGAGUAUUAAAGUGGAGGAAUCUAGACGAGAUGGUAGGAAGCAGCAUGGAGGCAGUGAAGAUGAGGAGCCAAGACGGAAAGAAAGGCGAAAUUUAGAGCCUCAAACUACAGAUCCGGCGCGCAAUCGACGUAUGAGAUCUCCUCGAGCUAAGUCUCCGCAAUCGGUGAGAUUGCCGCAAACUCGAGGUUUACCCGAAGUAUUAUCGUCACGUGGAAAAAUAUUACGUGAUCGGUCUGCUCGGGAAGGCAACAUGAAUUCUAGGAACGGUUUAUAUGAUCUACGGGAUAAAGAACGAAGACACAAUGAACCUCGCGAAAAAAACCGACGUACCAAAGAUAUUCUUGACCGAGAUUUACGAGAGAGAGAACGACGUAUGCGGGAUCCACGUGACAAAGAGCGACGACUUGGAGUUCCACGUGAUCGAGAUCUUCGCGCAAGAGAUGCUCGAGAUCGAGAUCCCCGUGAUAGAGAACGACGUGGUAAAGCUUUACAUGAGAGGGAUUUAUUUGAUGAUGUUCCACGUGAACAGCUCUCUCGUGAUUUGUCCAGACAGAACUUACAGCGCCGGAUGCCAUCGACUGAACGAGGUAGGAGCCGAAAACCUGACCGUAGUCCGGACCCAACGAGAGGAGCCGGCAAAGUGCGUGGAGAAACGUCAUCCACUUGCCGCACUGCUUCAACAACCUUAAGCGCUGCUUUGCUUUCAAACAAGGAGAGAAGGCCGCUUAAAGACAGGAGGUCGAGGCGCCGAAUGGACGAGGAAGAACAGUCAAAUGCAUUUGCCGAUUCAGCCUUUUCCAUUUUCAGCCUGGCAGGUUCUGAUCUCGAAGACUCGAGAGGUAAAGCACGCAACGAUGCUGAGGUAAAGAAAAAUGCGGUGCUCCGGCCAAAAUCGAAGGUUAUUAAACGUGAGUCAAAGGAGAAGAAAGAACAUCUAGACUUUAGCGCGUCUUCCAGCAGUGUCAAGAGUCUCGACAUGUCGUUGAUUACGCAAAAAUAUUUAAAACCAAAGCCAACGCUCACGCAAAGAUCUAAAUUCCAGCUAACGAUCGAAGAAAGCAAUGAUGAGGAAUCGACUCGAAAAAGCAGCCGAAAUAAUAUUUCACAAGCGAAAGAAUAUAAGAACGACCGCGGCGAGACGCCGAAAAUGUUACCACCAUUUCGAAAGAUCAAGACUGGUAAUGAUAGUUUUCGCGACAGCAGCGAGAUUCUACGAGAGCAGGACAGGACGGGUGAUGGUAACAAACGCUCAUCUCAGAACAGUUUCACUAUGUCGAUCUCAGAGUAUGACGGAUUUGAGCAAACGCGGCCUGUAUUUCACGGCAAUAAAUCAUCAAGUGAUAGGAACAAUGACGACGAGGAUGUUACUCGGCCACGUGCCGCGUCUGAUCGUGAGAAUGAAAGCUCGGCCGCUAAGCUUCGGGCGAAGAAGAAAGCGAUUGCAGGGAUUGACGCAGCCAGUUUAGAGGCAAUUACUAAGGGUUUUACAGCUACAAAAUAUCAAUUGACUUCAAGAGAUCAAAAGAUGAUCAGUCACAUCACGGAGCUAGAAGUUACUGUACUCCAGUAUCAAAAGGAGAUUGUGGAUUUACUGGAUAUGUACAACGAAGCCGUGAAACGAUCACAAAAGGCCCAAAGGGGGUUGCAAAGAGCUAAAGUGCGUAUUGCUCGAUAUGAAAAAGCGCAUGCAGCCGUGUCACGAGCUAUUCGAACUGGAAAAUUGUACAUGAAGCAGAGAGAGUACAUGGCUGCUAUUUUAGAGCUCUCACGUGCAGCAGGAAUUGAGCCUUCGAAUGCGACUUUGUGGUACUUGCUAGCAGAAUGCCGAUUGCUGGUCGGCCAGCCAGCAGCUGCAGAAAAGGCGUGUAUGACGUGCUUAAAGUUACAGCCAACUGGCGUAGGUGUGGCGAUGUUAGGGAGAAUUUUGCACAAGCGCGGUCGACACGACGAGGCCAUUGAAUGUUAUUUAUCAGCUUUGGGGCGAAAUGAUGAGAGCGAGGAUGAACAAGAUAGUGAAUAG
Messenger RNA from Plasmopara halstedii, 2145 nucleotides. Its product is annotated as Tetratricopeptide TPR1. The record is from RefSeq and is a predicted model, not a curated record. Gene Ontology annotation, molecular function: protein binding. Lineage: Eukaryota; Oomycota; Peronosporomycetes; Peronosporales; Peronosporaceae. The coding region runs from base 1 to 2145 and encodes 714 amino acids. The transcript has a single exon.